This is a messenger RNA of Vidua chalybeata, 9738 nucleotides long. It is a transcript of the gene MPDZ, whose product is annotated as multiple PDZ domain crumbs cell polarity complex component. The transcript has 47 exons. Gene Ontology annotation, molecular function: protein binding. NCBI's taxonomy places the organism in Eukaryota, Metazoa, Chordata, Aves, Passeriformes, Viduidae. The coding region runs from base 119 to 6265 and encodes 2048 amino acids. The record is from RefSeq and is a predicted model, not a curated record.
GCCGAGCUGGUGUCGGCGCUGCCCGCAGGUCCGACCCCGCUGUAGCGGUCCAGCAGCUCGCCGGGAAAUCUUUACAGUCUCUUUCCAGUGUUGAAAUAGAAGCUGAGAAGCAGAAAACAUGUUGGAAACAAUUGAUAUGCAUCGGGCCCUCCAGGCCAUGGAGCGCUUACAGGCAAAACUUCGGGAUCGAGGUGACAUUGCAAAUGAGGAGAAACUGAGCCUAUUAAAAUCAGUGCUGCAGAGUCCUCUCUUUAAUCAAAUUCUGAGCCUUCAGACUUCUGUUCAACAACUAAGAGAUCAGGUAAAUAUUACACCUUCCAUACAUUCCAGUGGCGAAUUCCCUCAGCUUAUCCAUCAUGGUGUGAAUGUUGGGUCCUUGCCGCUUAAUGAGUCAUAUUUGUUGGCUCAGCAGAAUGGCAACCCAGCUAAUGUGUUAGAAACAUCAAUGAGAUCCAUUACUCCUCAGAUUAAUGGGAAAUUCUGCAGUGAUGACUUUGAGCAGCUGAUCAGAAACAUGUCCCAGGGUCGUCUUGUUGAGACAAUUGACCUUAUUAAACCUCUAAGUGGUGGUCUGGGCUUCAGUGUUGUGGGACUCAAGAGUGAAAACAGGGGAGAACUAGGAAUAUUUGUGCAAGAAAUCCAGGAGGGAAGUGUGGCACAUCGAGAUGGAAAGCUGAAGGAAGCAGAUCAAAUCCUUGCUAUUAAUGGACAAGCCCUUGAUCAGACAAUUACACAUCAACAAGCUAUCAGCAUUUUGCAGAAAGCAAAAGAUAAUGUCCAGCUAGUUGUGGCUAGAGGCACUUUUCCUCAGCUCAUCAGUCCUGUAGUUUCCCGGUCUCCAUCUGCUGCUAGCACAGUUUCAGCCCAUUCCAACCCGGUUCACUGGCAGCAUGUGGAGACCAUAGAGUUGGUCAAUGAUGGCUCAGGUCUGGGAUUUGGGAUAGUGGGAGGAAAGUCAACUGGAGUAAUUGUUAAAACCAUCCUCCCGGGAGGGGUGGCUGAUCAGCAUGGAAGAUUGUGUAGUGGAGAUCACAUCUUGAAAAUUGGUGAUACAGACCUAGCUGGAAUGAGCAGUGAGCAGGUGGCACAAGUUCUAAGGCAGUGUGGAAAUAGAGUGAAACUGGUAAUUGCAAGAGGGCCUGUUGAGGAGCCACUUCUACCAGCAGUUCCUCCAGGUACACCAAUACCCACCGCUACACCAGAGAAAGAGGAUGAUGCUUCUGUUGAUAGCUAUGAAGAUGGGGAGAAAUUCAAUGUUGAACUCACUAAAAACAGCCAGGGCUUAGGAAUAACUAUUGCUGGUUAUAUUGGAGACAAGACAUCAGAACCUUCUGGUAUCUUUGUGAAAAGCAUUACAAAAGGCAGUGCUGUUGAACAUGAUGGCAGAAUCCACGUGGGAGAUCAAAUUAUAGUUGUGGAUGGAACAAAUCUUCAGGGUUUUACUAACCAGCAAGCAGUUGACGUUUUGCGGCACACGGGACAAACGGUUCGGCUCACUUUGAUCAGAAGAGGUCGUAAGCAGGAAAAUUGUAUUCCACCCCAGGAGGACUUCAAUGCUCCUGUUGAGCAGGACUUACUAUUCCAAACAAGGGAUAGUACCACAGCCAAAGAUAACAAUGAAACAGAACAGGGAUCCCCAUCACUGCCAUCCAGUGCCAGUGUGGUAAAUAUUGGAGAUGACAUGAAACAACAGGAAACAGGUUCUCAAGAUUUCCAGCUAACUAGUACAGAAGAAGCGGCUGCAAAGAUAAAGUGGCAGAGAAUUAUGGGUUCGAAUUAUGAAAUAGUGGUGGCUAUGGUUAACAAAUUUAGUGAAAGCAGUGGGUUAGGGAUAAGCCUUGAAGCUACAGUGGGUCAUCAUUUCAUCAGAUCUAUCUUACCUGAAGGGCCAGUUGGACGAAGCGGCAAGCUAUUCAGUGGAGAUGAACUGCUGGAAGUGAAUGAGAUCUCUCUUCUUGGAGAAAACCACAAGGAUGUGGUCAGUAUCUUGAAAGAGCUGCCUAUUAAGGUGACAAUGGUGUGCUGUCGUCCAGUAGCUCCACCUGUCACUCAACCAGAAAUACUAGAGAGUCUAAGCCUAUCUGAGGUUCAGCUUACAGAAAAGGGUCACAUAGAACUUGGAUUCAUUGGUUCCUCAGACACAGAGGGAACAACUUUGGAAACAGCUGAUGAAGGUCAGAGUGUGGAAGGGGUGCAAAGCUCAUCUCUGGCAAUGUGGGAAACAGAAGUACAGCACAUUGAGCUGGAGAAAGGGAGUAUGGGGCUUGGAUUUAGCAUAUUGGACUAUCAGGAUCCUGUUGAUCCAGCAAACACUGUAAUUGUGAUUCGCUCAUUAGUUCCUGGGGGUGUGGCUGAGCAAGAUGGCAGACUUCUUCCUGGAGAUCGGCUUAUGUUUGUCAAUGAUAUCAACUUGGAAAACGGCAGCCUGGAGGAAGCAGUGCAAGCACUGAAAGGAGCCCCAACAGGAACAGUUAAAAUAGGAGUUGCCAAACCAUUGCCUGUGGACUCUGGCGAGGCAGAUCUAGCGGAUGAGUCCACCUUUGAAUCACAGUAUUCUCUAGAGAGAGACGUCUUCCAGGAUUCAGUGACAGCUCUGCAUGACAGUGCCUGUAGCGGUGAGGUGAAUGACAGCUUCUCUCUUCCAUUAUCAACUCCCAAGUCUGUUGGAGAGGAAUGCCCAAAUGCUGCAGCUGAUUUCCAUGUAUCUGAGAAAAAUCUGUACAACAUGAAUUUGAAUCAGAGACUGAGAGAUGAAAAGUCUGUAGCGGACAGUAGCCUGGAAACUGCAAGUGAUUUUACUAAAAUAGAUCUUUUGACACUGGAGGUUUCAGAUACCAACCAAAAUGAAAGUGAAAAUACACCAACAUGGACUGGAUCUCAAACAACAUCAGAGAUUGUACUGAAUACAAGCCUUGCUACUACCACGCAGCUUGAUCCCAAUGAAAAAGAUCAAUUGCUUUUAAUGGAAAAGAGAUGCCCAGUAUCUUUGGAGGGAAAUACCACACCCCAAAAUUCAGUCAAAAACAUGUAUGAGAAGACUAUCACCAUUGCAAAAGGCAAUUCAAGCCUAGGGAUGACAGUAAGUUCCAAUAAAGAUGGUUUGGGAAUGAUAGUUCGCAGUGUCAUCCAUGGAGGCUCAAUAAGUCGUGAUGGACGGAUUGGUGUGGGGGACUGCAUCCUAUCCAUUAAUGAAGAGUCGACCACUAACUUAACCAAUGCACAAGCCCGGGCUAUGCUGAGACGACAUUCUCUCAUUGGACCAGACAUAAAAUCUUCUCCAGCACCUGCUGAUGAUCAGGCCCUGUGUUAUAUUAUUACAUAUGUGCCAGCAGAAAAUUUAGACGAGUACCGGGCCAGUCUGGGACAACAGACAGAGGGAACAGUGCCACUUGAACCUUUUCCUUCACAUAUUGUCAGGGAACUUCCAGAGCUUCCAGAACGUGAAGAGGGGGAGGGAGAAGAAAGUGAACUUCAAAAUGCAGCUUUCAGUAACUGGAACCAGCCCAGAAAGGUCGAACUCUGGAGAGAGCCCAGCAAAUCAUUGGGCAUCAGCAUUGUUGGAGGACGAGGGAUGGGAAGCCGCCUGAGCAAUGGAGAGGUGAUGAGAGGGAUUUUUAUCAAACACAUCCUGGAAGACAGCCCAGCUGGCAAAAAUGGAACACUGAAAACUGGAGAUCGGAUUGUAGAGGUGGAUGGAAUUGACCUCAGAGAUGCCAGCCAUGAACAAGCUGUGGAAGCCAUACGGAAGGCAGGCAAUCCUGUAGUCUUUAUGGUACAGAGCAUUAUAAGCAGACCAAGGCCAGAGUCUCUUUAUAGCCCUUCUUCAGCUUCUGCUCCCUGUGGGCAGAAAACUACUAACCCAUUUUAUCGUCAGUCAUCUAAGGCAUUUGGUCAGUCUGACACAGAACCAGAAAAGACUUUGCUUUGUAACCUGCCUCUGCCCCCUCCUUCAGCAUUUUCAGGAAUGAGCUCUGAUGUUGCACAGUCAUCUUCUGUCAGAGUCCCAGAAGAUGUGGAAAAGGAGGAUGAGUUUGGUUACAGCUGGAAAAAGAUCGUGCAUCGCUACGGAAAUCUACCAGGGGAGCUACACAUGAUUGAACUGGAAAAAGGAAAGACAGGUCUGGGACUUAGUCUUGCUGGUAACAAAGACCGAUCCAGGAUGAGUGUCUUUAUAGUGGGAAUUGAUCCAAAUGGAGCAGCUGGAAAAGAUGGCAGGUUACAGAUUGCAGAUGAAUUGCUAGAGAUAAAUGGCCAAAUCCUUUAUGGAAGGACUCAUCAGAAUGCAUCCUCAAUAAUCAAAUGUGCACCAUCUAAAGUUAAAAUAAUCUUUAUAAGAAACAAGGAUGCAGUAAAUCAGAUGGCCGUUUGCCCUGCAAAGUCAGUAGAGGCUUCACAGUGUACUUCAGGGACACUUCAACAUCAAGAGAUGGAUAUCAGUGUUGCAAACCCAAGUGCAUUUUCUGACUUAAGCUCGUGUAAAAACAUUCAGUAUGUGGAACUUCCUAAGGAUCAAGGAGGCUUUGGAAUUGCCAUUAGUGAAGAAGACACAACUAAUGGAGUAGUAAUUAAAAGCUUAACAGAUCAUGGUGCGGCUGCAAAGGAUGGACGUAUCAAAGUUGGAGAUGUGAUUCUGGCAGUGGAUGAUGAAAUUGUUGUAGGAUAUCCUGUAGAAAAGUUUAUUAGCCUCCUGAAGACAUCCAAAUCUGUGGUGAGGCUUACAAUCAACCCAGCAGAGACAGAUAACCUGAGUACAGCACCAGCCCUUCCCAGCACUGUCCCAGCAGAGAAGAGGAAUAUGCAACCACCAGCAGCUUUCCCCAUUUCCAGCUCACCAGAACCAGAAGCAGUCAAAAACACAAGCAGGUCUUCAACUCCAGCUAUGUUAACGUCCGACCCAACUACUUGUCCCAUCAUUCCUGGAUGUGAAACAACCAUUGAUAUCUCCAAAGGGCGGACUGGUCUUGGUCUGAGCAUUGUUGGAGGAGCAGACACUUUGCUGGGAGCAAUCAUUAUCCAUGAGGUAUAUGAAGAAGGAGCAGCAUCUAAAGAUGGACGACUGUGGGCUGGUGAUCAGAUACUAGAGGUGAACGGAAUUGACCUCAGGAAUGCCACACAUGAUGAAGCCAUUAAUGUCCUCCGUCAGACACCCCAAAAAGUUCGCCUGACUGUGUACAGAGAUGAAGCCCAGUACAAGGAGGAAGACAUGUAUGAUGUGCUGAAUAUAGAGCUCCAGAAGAAGCCUGGUAAAGGCCUUGGGCUGAGUAUUGUUGGGAAAAGAAAUGACACAGGUGUUUUUGUGUCAGACAUUGUCAAAGGAGGAAUAGCAGAUACAGAUGGGAGAUUGAUGCAAGGAGACCAGAUAUUGACAGUGAAUGGAGAAGAUGUCCGAAAUGCUAACCAGGAGGCUGUUGCAGCUUUGCUAAAGUGUUCCUUAGGUACAGUAAGACUAGAGGUUGGAAGAAUAAAAGCUGGGCCAUUUCACUCUGAAAGGAGAACAUCUCAGAGCAGCCAGGUCAGUGAAGGAAGUGGCAGUUUCUCAUCAUUCAGUUUCCCAGUUUCUGGGUCCGGUGCACCUGAGGUCUUUGAAAGUGGCCUAAAGAGGCAUACCACAGCUUCUGAAAUACAGGGACUAAGAACAGUUGAAAUAAAAAAGAACCCUACAGAUUCACUAGGAGUGAGCAUUGCUGGAGGUGUAGGAAGUCCUCUUGGAGAUGUUCCUAUAUUUAUUGCCAUGAUGCACCCAAAUGGAGUUGCAGCUCAGACUCAGAAAUUAAGAGUUGGGGACAGGAUUGUUAGCAUCUGUGGAACAUCUACUGAGGGCAUGACUCAUUCCCAAGCUGUUAAUAUCUUAAAAAAUGCUUCAGGCACUAUUGAGUUGCAGGUUGUAGCUGGAGGAGAAGUGAGUGUCAUAACUGGUCAGCAACAGGAUCCGCCUAUGCCCAGUCUUUCAUUUGCAGGACUAACUUCAACUGGCAUUUUUCAGGAUGAUUUAGGACCUCCUCAGUACAAGACCAUUACUCUGGACAGAGGACCAGAUGGCCUUGGCUUUAGUAUUGUGGGUGGCUAUGGCAGUCCCCAUGGAGACUUACCCAUUUAUGUGAAGACAGUCUUUGCAAAGGGUGCAGCAGCAGAAGAUGGACGCCUCAAGAGGGGGGAUCAAAUCAUUGCUGUGAAUGGGCAGAGUUUAGAAGGGGUGACCCAUGAAGAAGCAGUUGCUAUUCUGAAAAGGACAAAAGGAACAGUCACUUUGACUGUGUUGUCAUGAGCUGGCUGCCUGACAGGCUAGGGUCAAUAAGACAAUAUUGUUUACUUUCCACAUAGUAAAGAGAAUGGAAAUGUUUAUGUAGUCUUCUUGCUCUUUCAACUUCACAGGACUGUGUUACAACACUGAAGAAAAAUAACAGUUAACCAUAUUUUUGUAUACAUUAGAAGUAAUUCCCUUUCUGUCAAACCACUGGGAUGAAGUUUUGUUGAUAAUAGAAACACGUGGAUAUUUUUCCUAUUAGUAAGUCACCAUGAAAAAAAUGUUGUCAUUAAUAACCAUACAAGAAAACUUAAAAUGUUUUGGGAAGAGACUUUGCAUAUUUGAAUAAUGUUGGAAAAAUGAUAAAUUCACCAAGUCAGCACAGAGGUUGCAGGGUAGCAGUAGUCAGAAAACAGGAAUAAGGUUAUUGAAGAAAGAAAAUGUUACUAAAACAGAGAUUUGGAAGAUAAGGGGAAAUGUAUGUAAUCUGGAGGCAGAUGCUUAAUAGACUAGAUGGUUCUUUGGAACUAGAUGAUUUUUAAGGUUCCUUUCAACCCAACCUGUUCAAUGAUCGUACUAUUACACAAUGCUCAAUAGAACUAGUUUGGUGAUUUGGGUGGAUUUUUUUGCUUGUCUUUUUGUGCAUUUAAUUUUUUCUAAGUCAUGGUGUAUCUGAAAAAAAAAAAAAGAGAGAACACUGUUUCACUUGGCUUAGGUGUGAGGGUUUCAUUAUUUUGGCAGCAGUGGGGUGUGUUGGUGGUGGUGAUAGUGGUUUUGGUUUUUGUUUGUUUUGUAUGUGGAUUCUGUGAGACUUGUGCUCAGGGCUGAAAAAUCCAUUACUAGUGGAAACUAUUCCUGGUGAUUGAGAAUGCCCAGUAACUGCAGUAUUAGAAGAACUAGACUUUUAAAAUAGGAAUAUUUUAUAGUUCUUAUGGGUAAAAACAACUUUUCUAAUAUGAAGUGUCUGUAAGCAAAGGUUGUCCUCUUUGAACAUGCAACACCAGGUAUAGGGUCAGUGCAGACAUUUCUCUAAGCUGCUUGCAUCAGAGCUGUGAACAAACCUCUCAGAGCAGCUUGCCUUAGCUGCCAGCAGAUGUCUGGAUAUUGCCAGUAUGGAAGGAGUUGACAUUAAUGGUGUUGCUGCCAUUAUCACUAGCAGCAAAGAUAGAGUCCUCCUUGAACUGAGGAGGCAUACAACCAGGAGUCACGGGUUGAGCAUGGGUAAAGACCUGAAAAUGCCUCACAGUUGAGGUGAGUAGUAAGACUGUAGUGAGGGUUUGCAUCAAUAAUAAGCAGAAGAGGAGCUUUGACAACUACAACUAUUAUUUUGGGGAUAUUAAUAUUUGGGGAUAUUAAUUUUAGAGGCAUAGAUAAAAGCAUCCAGUAAGUACAAUGCAAUUGUGGAGCUUUCUUUGAUCAGCAGCAUGGUCAAUAAAUGCAUCACUUUCUCAUUACUUAAACUUUAUCUAAAAACUGCACUCAAUGAAACACUUAGCUGAUUGUAACCUGCCUGCCUUUGCCUGCCAUGUUCCUAGGAAUCUGGCAGAUAAAGCAUGCUUUUCCCAUUAUUUAUUUUCGUGCAGAAAAAUUUAGCUGAAUCUUUGAGAGGAAGAUACCAGUCAAACUAGUAUGCUAUUUUAGCAGCAGGAUGCUUUGUGUUAAUUAGCAAAAAUGGAAUUUCAGCAAGAAGGCCACUAUCUCAACUACCACUUACAAGAAAUAUGAACUGAAAAUGCAAGUAAUGGUCAGGCCAUUAUUAGGGGAUAAUACAAAAGACUAACAUUCAUUUUAGUGGUUCACAAAAGCAGUAUUAGGAAUGUCUGUUAAAUAGUAUUAACAAAUUGAUAGCUAUGUGUAAAUGAAUUAACAAAAAAAUCCCACUCUUUUUAACUAUGCUAGAAGUUACAUUGUGGUAGGCUAAGAUGCAGUAAUCUAGAUGGAACCAUUGCAGGAUGCUGCUGUUAUUGAAUUGCUUUUGUACUUAUUCCUUGCAUAGAGUGAGAAAUGCUUACAUUAGAGUAUGUAAAGUCACUUUAUAUAGUAUCUAUAUUUGUAACAGAAGUAAUGUACAGCUAUUUUGUUACUGCUCUUGUGUCACAAUGGGGGAUUUAAAUUAAUGAAUUUCAAACUGUUGUGAUGAAGUUCUGGGUGUGUUACUAGUUGCUUUAUAAUACUAGCAUGCUUGUAUUAUUCAUUCUGUUGCAGAAGAUUAAUUCAAAACAAUUUAGUAGUUAAAAAAAGGCAUUACUCUUGAUGUAAACCUUAAAGCAUGUGCUAAAAAUUAAUUUUUUUUAAAGAUGUUAUCUUCACUUGCAAACUCUUAGCAAAUUCAUGAAACUGUGAAGCUGUCUUGCUUUUUUGUAAUAUAGCAUCAAUCUUUGUUAAAAAACUAUUCCUUCAGGCAUGGGAUGUGCCAUGAGGGACAAAAAUAGUGGGCCAUGGAGCUUGGGGCUCAGAGAACAGGCUCUCUCCCAAGCCCCAUGCUAGGAAACUGUUGCAUGAUCAGUGUUUAGUGGCUGCCGUGCACUGGACCAUGUAGUAAUAGACUUUUCAGGCUUAGAAUGUUUGGUUUCAUUUACCAUUUUGUAUUCAACACAACUUUCCAGUCACAGGAGUUAGUCCUGUAAGGUGCUAGGUACUGUGGCCCAGUUCUACCAAGUUUUGGUUUUGGCUGCAUUUUUUCCAUGUUAUUGUGUUACAGGUUUGGAAGGGUCUGGCCUCUUAAAGGCUCCAUCCCAUUGUCUGGUCAGAUAUCCAGCCCUUUUUUUUUAACUCUCAGCUAUUUAUUGCUGAGCAGUAAUCUUAGUGGUAUUAAUGAAAAGCUCUUUAAUUUUAGAGUGGUAUUAAUGAAAGGGACUGUCAUUUUUGAAAGCAUGGGUCUGAACAAAGGACAGAUGAUUCAUAGGAAUGCACAUAUUUCAUUUCUUGACAGUGAACAGGUAUCAUUGGCACAGCUGCUUUUCUGUUCAUUCUUCUGUUAGAUUUUAUUUCUGAGUUAGUUUUAUGGUAGCAGUAGUAUUGUUAAUUCUCAGCUGAGAGAAGGGUUGGAAUUUAAUAGCUAUUGCUGAUCCCCUUUCCUUCACUCUAUUCAGUCUCUUUUUAUAAGAAAAAAAAAGAAACUGUAUAUUCUGUAGGCCUAGAUGAAGAAAAAAGUGUCAUCCUUUUUGUUAAGUGUCAAGAUGUUGUCUUUUGCUGACAGAGACUUGGAAGUAAUGUGGAAGUACUUAGGUCAUUUAAUAGUGUUUUGGCAAAGAAAGCCUUACCUCAAAAUGGGAGUGACAUUGGAAAGGGCAUUUGUUAGAUUUCCACACACACUUUUUCUUGCUUUUUAAAAACAAAUAGUUUGAAGCAUCUAAAAUAUUCCUGUGUAGAGGGCAUUUCUGUUUUCAGCUCCAAGUGAACCUACUAUGAAUAAAGUUUUCACAUUCUUUACAAAUGUUAUUAAAACUGUAAAUAUUUUUAAUAGUAAACAGUAUUGUCCUUAGCCUAUUCAA